This is a messenger RNA of Serendipita indica DSM 11827, 1011 nucleotides long. Lineage: Eukaryota; Fungi; Basidiomycota; Agaricomycetes; Sebacinales; Serendipitaceae. The record is from the annotation of a GenBank genome assembly.
AUGACUCUUCUUCCUAUUGUCUAUGCAUGCGACAACUUUCAGAUCCAGGCGAGCUCCGAAAGUCUCACUCCUUUUUACGUUCACGUCCCUCCUCGACCAAACGAGCCAAUAAUCGGACUUCUACGUGACUCUAUCCUUCGUGAACUAGAAAAUUACAAUGAGUCUCUUACAUCAGAAGGCUUAGAACCAAUAUGGAACAUCAUCUCAUCCGAUCCUUUACGAGAGACGAGUUCUAGGGUCACGGGUGCUUUCGGCAAGAAUUCGACAAAGAUGGUCGGAUUCUCAUCGUCGCUUUCCACGCCCGAAUCUCGCUCGGAAGCCAUAAAAGUGAUGUGCGAGCGAUGGCAUCGCACAGCGGCGCCGUUUGGAGAUCUGAUUGCCGGCAAAAUGUGGCGCAACGAGCUCUAUCCAAUCUAUUCUCAUCCAUUCGUAGUCGACGCAAGUACUGAAGCGUUUGCAAUGGAGCGUGCGGCGACGCCACUGUUUGGUGUGGUGACUUAUGGUGUGCAUCUAACGAUGUACACAUCGGAUUAUCGGAUCUGGAUACCGAGAAGGGCCAAGACGAAGCAGACAUUCGGCGGAAUGCUGGAUAACACAGUCGCAGGCGGGAUCCCCCGAGGGUACACUGCGUACGACAGUAUGGUCAAGGAAUGCAUGGAAGAGGCGUCUCUACCCGAGCACGUCGUCACGCCACAUAUCAAGCCGGCGGGCGCUGUUAGCUACUUCUAUCAAACCAAAAAGGGCUGGUUACAGCCCGAAGUCGAAUAUGUAUACGACUUAUUGGUCCCGGCAGGUCAAGAAGAUUCUGUAGACUUUACACCCAAACCAUUCGAUGGUGAAGCCGAGUCGUUUGAUGCAAUCCGCGAAAAGAUGCUUGCAGGCGAAUUCAAGCCGAACUGUGCACUCGUGGUGCUUGAUUUCAUGGUCCGCCAUGGGUUCGUCACGGCUGAAAACGAGCCAAACUUGUUGGAGAUUCUGAGCCGAAUGCACGGUUCAUUUGGAUAUGCAUAG